CGUCCAUAGCGACACAGAACAGAUGGGGACUGAACUGAAGAUGGGAAGGUGAUGAGAACUUAUCUACUAGUAGUACUACUAGAUAUGUUGGAGCUGGACAUGGAUUUUGUAUUGACAUUUUAACAGAGAUGACAUAAUGGAUAGAGAACCAGGGCAUCUUCCUGUCUGCGUCCAAGAUGCAGUCUCAUCUCUCAUCUGGGUCAAGGUCAUCGCCGUAGGAACAUCAGCUGCAGGUAAAACCUGCAUCAUCAAGCAUUUCUGUGAAGAUAAGUUUUCUGCAACAUAUCAACCUACAGUUGGUGUUGACUAUGGGUUUAAAAUACAGAAAGUCAAGAAAGAAGACUUGCGAGUCCAUCUAUGGGAUCUUUCCGGACAGUUGGAAUAUUCUGAAGUACGUAAUGAACUCUACGGCGGCACUCACGCAUGCAUCUUAGUCUUUGAUGUGACCAAUCGCAACUCAUUUGAAAGCUUGGACUUCUGGUUAAAAGAAACAGUGAGAUACGGAGUGGGCGCUAUGCACACUGUGGUCGUGGCAAACAAGAUUGACAUAAAAGGCAAGAGGGUAAUUACACCUGACGAAGCAGCAAAGUGGGCAGCCUCAAGAAAACUCAAAUAUUAUGAAACAUCUGCUCUAAGUGGCGAGGGUAUUCAGAAGAUGUUUUGUGAGGUGUUAGAGGUAGCCUCUCUCAGUGCCACACAGGGACAGUCUGGUGCAAUAGGAACAUGAGACCGCUGAAUGAUUCUGAUUGAACUCCUGGAGGUGCCAAACUUAAGUAGCCUAGAUAAUAUACAUGAACAGGAACUGGAAUUCUGCUAAGUCUUUAUAAGAUAUUUUGUGAGGUGCUAGAGGUACUCUCAGUUAAACCUCAUUAAGGAAAGAAGUUGAAGUGUAUGAGGCGUUGAACUCCUUUACUGGUGUCCAUCAUGAGUACCCUGGAGUUAAACAAAUGGAUUGUAAACUCUUGUUAUCCUUGUGAGGUACAUUACUAAACCUUGGUCAGAUGGCACUGAAGAACAGCCUGGAUUAUGUGAAUUGUGUGAGGUUUUGCGAGUGUGAGAGGUACAUGUAACUGAUGUCACUUGUAGCCUCAUUGGAAUCUUAUACAGGUGUCCAUCAUGAGUAGGAAUAUAAACGCUUUUUAUUCAUUGGAGUUGCAAGACUAACCAUGUUUGUUUGCUUCCGAAGAAAAGCUUGUAUCCUCCCAAUUGCUGGAUAUGUGAAGUGUGUGGAGUAACCGAGGUUGCCUUGAAACCUUCUGGGUGUCCAGAGGUUGUGUUUAGUCUCACAGUAUAUGAUGAACACAAAAUUCUUGGUUCUGCGAGAUUACAUGUAGAUUCUACCAUCUUCCUCAAAUUCCUGAAUCACACAACAUUUACUGUACAAAGACUUAACUUCAAAAGCAUUCAUUUGGAUCAAUUUGUCAUUGUUUUAUUAGUACUUCUGCAUCAAAUAAUUAGUAGAACAUGAUGCAUCCAACAAAAAUAUACAUCCACAAAAUGUAGUUAAAUGUGUUGGGUUGAUCAACACAUCUUGAGCUAUCCACAGACAAAUUUAAAAAACAACGACAGAUGAACAAAUAAAUAAAUAAACACUUA
Molecule: messenger RNA, 1596 nt
Organism: Asterias rubens (European starfish)
Lineage: Eukaryota; Metazoa; Echinodermata; Asteroidea; Forcipulatida; Asteriidae
Product: dnaJ homolog subfamily C member 27-like
Exons: 6
Coding region: 137-727 (196 amino acids)
Molecular function (GO): GTP binding; GTPase activity
Source: RefSeq, a predicted model, not a curated record